AGGUACUAUCAGCCAAGGUCGGCGGGCAGCUGGGAGCUUGUAACUUAUAACUUCUGAUAUGUGUCAACUAUUACAGCAAAUUAAUCCUCACCAUAAUGCUGAGUGGUGUUCGGUUUAGCUUUCGCAAACACCUUCUUUCAGCUUGUGGCUCGCUUGCACGCAGACUUGGAUAAAAACGCUCACUUGUCGCCAUGGCAGGAAAACGCAGAGGCGCACCUGGAUCUGAUGCGGAGUUCACGUAUGUCAGUCCAGUCGUGAAGUACCUGCUCUUCAUAUUUAAUUUUAUAUUUUGGAUAAUCUCUUUGGUGUUGGUGGCAAUUGGAGUGUACGCCCGCAUAAUGAAACAUGCAGAAACUGCGCUCGCAUGUCUCUCUGUGGACCCUGCUGUAAUGCUGUUGGUUGUGGGGGUCCUCAUGUUCAUCAUCACCUUCUGCGGUUGUGUGGGGUCCCUCCGAGAAAACAUCUGCCUCUUGCAAACAUUCUGUAUAUGUCUGACUGUGAUCUUCAUCCUGCAGCUCAUUGCUGGUGUACUGGGUUUCGUCUUUUCAGAUAAGGCAAGGGGUAAAGUGACCAAGAUGAUCAACAAUGCCAUCAUCCACUACAGAGAUGAUAUUGAUCUGCAAAACCUUAUUGAUUUUGGUCAGAAAGAGUUUGAUUGCUGUGGCGCUAUGACAUUUGUGGACUGGUCACAGAACAUGUACUUCAACUGCAGCGAGGACAACCCCAGCCGAGAACGCUGUUCUGUCCCCUUUUCCUGCUGUAUCACCACCAACGAGACGGUAAUCAAUACCAUGUGCGGUCAGGGCAUGCAGAAGUUGGAAUAUACUGAUGCUGGAAUCCACAUUCACACCAAUGGCUGCAUAGACAAAAUAGUUGAUUGGAUCCACAGCAACCUGUUCUUACUGGGAGGCAUUGCGCUGGGACUGGCUAUACCACAGCUGGCUGGCAUGUUUUUGUCUCAGAUUCUGAUAAACCAGAUCAAAGACCAGAUCGAGCUGCAGAACUACAACCAAAAACACAGCUCUGACCCGUGGAGCUGAUCCAGGAGAGGCCAAAGUCUGAUGAGCAGAACAAGAAGAACGUAGACUCCAGCUUAGUGGGGACCGAUUGGUAGAACUGCUUACAUCAGUACAAUAGAGUCCUGUGGCUGUUUUGGACAAAAGACACACAGACCAAACACUGGAUUUUGAAAUGCUAACUUAAAUAUCAAACCAAGUGCAGAAGGUGUAUUUGGUGCUCAUGUUUAAUUUUAGUGGAGAGCUGCAGUCAAGAUCAUGUAUUAGCAGUAUUAUUUUUUUUUUUUUGUUACAUGUAAUUUUAGGCCAAAAAUGGCACAAAAUAUGGGAAAUUGUGCUUUUCUUUAAAAAAAAAAAACUGCAUUCAUACAACUGCAAAUAACUGAAAAGGGAACUGCAGAUUUUGAAUAUAAUUUUCUAUAUGUUAAAAAAAACAACAGUAUCACCUAAUUUUACCAUCAGUGAGGAGACGCUUACCUUUAACAUGUGUUGGAAAUUGUAGUAUAUCACAUAUUGUUUAGUGUCAUGCUUUAGAACUGUCUAUCCCACAAUAGUUUAUUUCAGUUCAGCAUACUUUGUGUAUAGUUUCUUCCUCUUUCGCAAGCUUAUGUUACCUCCAUG
Molecule: messenger RNA, 1637 nt
Organism: Archocentrus centrarchus (flier cichlid)
Lineage: Eukaryota; Metazoa; Chordata; Actinopteri; Cichliformes; Cichlidae
Gene: tspan33a
Product: tetraspanin 33a
Exons: 8
Coding region: 192-1040 (282 amino acids)
Cellular component (GO): plasma membrane
Source: RefSeq, a predicted model, not a curated record